Messenger RNA from Caenorhabditis remanei, 237 nucleotides. RefSeq lists its product as uncharacterized. The record is from RefSeq and is a predicted model, not a curated record. NCBI's taxonomy places the organism in Eukaryota, Metazoa, Nematoda, Chromadorea, Rhabditida, Rhabditidae. Bases 1 to 237 code for a protein of 78 amino acids. The transcript has a single exon.
AUGAGGGUGACAGUGGAGGAGAGGAUGACGUGGAUUCUGUGGGCGGGACUGGCCUACUCGACUCUAUUUGCAGAGUCACCGUUGUAUGCUGAAUACCUUAUGCCCGCGGAAUGUCGGAGUGUCAUACUACUCGGUCACAACCCGCUAGCUGUCUUGGAGACCAACAAUGAGGGUGACAGUGGAGGAGAGGAUGACGUGGAUUAUGGGGGCGGGACUGGCCUAGUCCGCUAUAUUUGA